AAUUUGUUUCCAACUACAUUUCUCUCUACUCUCAAUCUCUUCGAAAAACAUUAACAAUGACAAAAAAACAUGCAGUUUUGUCACUUUUGUGUAACGCUGAUUUUGAUAUGGCUUAUAGUUCUAAAUUUCCCCAACACAAAUGCCGCAAGAGGCAAUCCAUCAAAACUAUUGCCUCCACCCCGUACAAGUCAUAACUCUCCUUCAGCUCUCACCCAAACCCCACCGAUUCAUAUAUCCGAUUACUAGGUGUCCUAAUAAUAUUCGUCAUCACAGCAGCUCGAGGUGGGCCGGGCAAGAUCGCCGUUCAGGGCCAUCCAUCGCCAAGUGCUCAUUCAGCAGUCGGCCAAAACCCACCAAGUGGUUCACGCCAGGUGUGUAGUACAAAAAUUUAUGGAAGCUGUAUGGCCGAGAAAACAAAGCCAGUAGCUUGCUCAGCCUAUAAUAGAGAUUGUGGCAGAAAUUAGUAAUGCAUGCAAGAUUAAUAUAGUGAAGAAUCGAAUUCUAUGUAGUCCCAAGGAUGGAUAAGAUAUUUCUUAUGUGUGAUGCAACUAUAUAUAAUUUUUUUUAUAUAGAAUUUAGUUUCUUGUAGUUCUGAUUAUUCAUAAUGAUGCCACAUAUAUAAGUGGUAAGGCCAAUAUACAUAUAGCUUGUUUUAC
Messenger RNA from Ipomoea triloba (trilobed morning glory), 656 nucleotides. RefSeq lists its product as uncharacterized. NCBI's taxonomy places the organism in Eukaryota, Viridiplantae, Streptophyta, Magnoliopsida, Solanales, Convolvulaceae. The coding region runs from base 140 to 379 and encodes 79 amino acids. The transcript is spliced from 5 exons. The record is from RefSeq and is a predicted model, not a curated record.